Quercus lobata is the source of this 2235-nucleotide messenger RNA. RefSeq names its product ankyrin repeat-containing protein ITN1-like. The transcript is spliced from 4 exons. Gene Ontology annotation, molecular function: protein binding. Bases 141 to 1943 code for a protein of 600 amino acids. The record is from RefSeq and is a predicted model, not a curated record. Gene Ontology annotation, cellular component: plasma membrane. Lineage: Eukaryota; Viridiplantae; Streptophyta; Magnoliopsida; Fagales; Fagaceae.
UCCACUUCCUCUUAUUUCCUCUCUCUCUCUCUCUCUCUCUUUCUCAAUCUCACACCUAACCUUUCCCUUCUCUCUCUGGAUGACCUCCUAAGCUUAACAGCAAACUCCCUAGGGUUUCCACUUUCUCUUCCAAUUCAUCCAUGGCGUCACAAAUCGAACAAGGAACAGGAGGUGAGAGAGACUUAGAGAAGGGACUGACGAUGACUCCAACGCCAUCAUCGACUCAAAACCCUCUCGCCGAGACCUCUCCUUCGCCUUCACCGUCGCCGUCUCCGUCUCCGUCUCCGUCUCCAUCGGCGACAGCCACGGCUCCGGCGUUAGUUCUAUCCAAUUCCGGCAAGCGGAUCGAUCAAGCCGGGAAGAAGAAGUACGUGAAGCAGGUGACUGGCCGGCACAACGACACCGAGCUCCACUUGGCGGCGCAGCGCGGCGAUCUGGCCGCCGUGAGGCAGAUACUCGGAGAUAUCGAUUCGCAGAUGAUGGGGAAUUUGAGCGGCGCGGAAUUAGCGGCCGAAGUCGCGGAAGUCCGGGCUGCGGUUGUGAAUGAAGUGAAUGAGUUGGGAGAGACGGCGCUGUUUACGGCGGCGGAUAAGGGGUACCUAGAUAUUUUGAAGGAAUUGUUGAAGUAUUCGACUCCAGAAACUCUUACGAAGAAGAACCGGUCCGGGUUUGAUCCGUUGCAUAUAGCUGCAAGUCAAGGCCACCAUGCCAUUGUCCAGGUGCUACUAGAUCAUGACCCUGGGCUCAGCAAAACAAUCGGCCCAUCAAAUGCAACUCCUCUUAUAACUGCAGCUGCAAGAGGCCAUACAGAAGUAGUUAAUGAACUACUGUCAAAGGAUUGUAGCUUGUUGGAAAUCUCUAGGAAUAAUGGGAAAAAUCCAUUGCAUUUGGCUGCCCGACAGGGGCAUCUUGGCGUUGUAGAAGCAUUGCUGACCAAAGAUUCACAGUUAGCACGAAGGACUGACAAGAAGGGGCAGACUGCUCUGCAUAUGGCUGUAAAAGGGCAGAGCUGUGAGGUGGUGAAAUUGCUUCUUGGUGCUGAUGCUGCAAUUGUUAUGCUUCCUGAUAAAUUUGGCAAUACAGCGUUACAUGUAGCCACAAGGAAAAAGCGAGUAGAGAUAGUGACUGAGUUGUUAUCCCUUCCUGACACUAAUGUCAAUGCACUGACCAGAGACCACAAAACAGCUCUUGACAUAGCUGUAGAGCUUCCCCUUUCCCCAGAGUCGUCAGAUAUAAAGGACUGCCUUUUGAGAUAUAAUGCUCUCAGAGCUAAUGAACUGAACCAACCAAGGGAUGAGUUGAGGAAAACUGUGACUCAAAUUAAAAAUGAUGUUCAUAUCCAGCUUGAACAAACAAGGAAAACUAACAAAAAUGUUCAUAAUAUUUCUAAAGAGCUCAGGAAACUUCACCGAGAAGGUAUCAACAAUGCCACUAACUCAGUUACUGUGGUGGCUGUGCUAUUUGCCACCGUUGCCUUUGCAGCUAUUUUCACUUUGCCUGGUGGGGAUAAUGAUAAUGGUUCGGCUGUGGUGGCGAAAUCAAUUUCUUUUAAAAUUUUCUUCAUCUCCAAUGCCGUUGCACUUUUUACAUCGUUGGCUGUUGUGGUUGUUCAAAUUACACUGGUUAGAGGCGAGACAAAAGCCGAAAAACGGGUAGUGGAGAUAAUUAACAAGUUGAUGUGGUUGGCUUCUGUGUGCACUUCGGUGGCAUUUAUGGCAUCCUCAUAUAUUGUGGUUGGGAGGAAGCAUAAAUGGGCUGCGAUUUUGGUUACAGUUGUGGGGGGAGCAAUAAUGGCUGGGGUUCUUGGCACCAUGACUUAUUAUGUGGUGAAGUCGAAGAGGAAUCGUUCAAUGAGGAGGAGAGACAAGAGUAGGAGCAUGUCCAACUCGUGGCCGCAAUCUGAAUUCUCCAACUCAGAAGUUGAUCGGAUUUAUGCCCUUUGAUUGGGGGACUUUUAGUAUUGGAAGUAUGUAGGACUAUAUAGACUGGAAAAUGCAUGCAGAAGAGAGUACAAACGUGUUUAGGUAUGCCUUUAAGAAUCGCUUUGGUAUUCAAUAAGAAACAAUACCUCUAACAGUUACAUUCUUGUGCAUGUCUAUGUAUUCCCACAUCCCUGCAGGCUUAUUUUUUGGGAUCCAAAACUUGGAAUGAUAAAAUCAUGUAAUGUUGCUUUUAAUAUGAGAUAUGUAAGUACAGAUGUUGAUCUCAGUAACAGUAGUUAACCACCUCUGCUCC